Mycena citricolor is the source of this 4606-nucleotide messenger RNA. The record is from the annotation of a GenBank genome assembly. Lineage: Eukaryota; Fungi; Basidiomycota; Agaricomycetes; Agaricales; Mycenaceae.
AUGGCAAUUGUAGACACUCUGCCCCAAUUGGGCCAAGGCCAUCAGGAGAGUGUCCAAACAAGUAGCAUCAAACUCAAAGAGGCAGGCUCUUCACAUGCUAUCGAGAACUCCGCUCCUCCGCUAUACCCGAAGAUACUCAAAAUUUCACGCGACCCUGGAUUGCAUAUCCCGCUGAAACGCAAACGGGACGAUUUCUGCUACGAACAGGACCCCGACUCUGGUUUAACAAGGCCGGAUGUCGUCCUUUUUCCUCUCACUUCUCUGCUAGAGCCACCAGAUGACGAGUCGGAGGAGAAUAUCGACUUGGCCAUCGUGACAUCGGGAGCUGCGCCGCCCCAGGGUGCUCGCCCGCUCUCCUUCAACGGACUGAAAUCCCCAUCUGCGACUCCCCGGGAGCCCGUGUCUAGUGCCUUGGGAAGGUCUGCUCUCGCGUCCCCACUCGAACCGCCUGCUGCAACUCCAUUGUUCAAUGUCCCCCAGCCCCGAGACGUGUCUAUGUUUGAAGUCAAUCCGAAGGCACUGUCGUCAUUGGAAGUUUCCUUGGAGACCUGUUAUGCCCCGGUGGGAUCCAUGCACGAUAGCAGGCUCGCAAAUAACUUACAUGCCGUAUCGGAGUGGCUUGCCGACUUCCAGUCCAGAUAUCGUGACCCGGAUCCAAUCGAGACCGGUCCUUCCUAUGAUGUCGCCCCCAGAGCACCAACGGCUACCCUGGCGCAACUCUUGCGUGACACAUUCGGGUUGGAGGGUUCGAAUAUUGCAGACAUGGAUGGGCCCAAGACGAAGAGAAGGAAGGCUAGCAAAAGCAUGCAUGCUGCGCAAAAGUUUCCGGAGGCACUCGACAUCGAAAAUCUCACUCCGUUCAGCGAUAUCGGACUCGACAGAUACGAGUCAGUGACUCAGUCAGAGAAUUCCGCUGAACCUGGUCUCGACAUGUCCCAUCCGCGUUCUCCCUCUCACAAACCGAGUCGUGUCUUGACCUGGAACGAGGAACUGCAUCCUAUUCUAGCCCGCAAGGGCCCGCUUUCCCGCGACGAUGUGUCAACACUAUCCCGCAUCCUGUCCGACAUCACCUCACUGAGCAACAACGAAGCCAAGGCCACCGAAGGAGAUUUGCGGCUUCUGCAUGCAGCAUUGGUUGCGCUUGCCAGCCAAGCAGCACUGGAUUCCUCGCAUUUUCCUCGCCAUAUUCUUGAGAUUGCUCAAGACCUUCUUGACCGCUGGCCAGCAGAUUGGGAGUAACAGGAGAAAGAACGUCUAUUUUGUCGCAAGCCAGCAUGAGCCUACUUCUACGCCAUCAUCAUCACGGCCCAUUCAUAUUCUGUUUGCAGUGACCUCUCGGCAGUACCGACUGCAAUCCCCCGUGGCUGUACCGAGUCAAGAGGGGCGGACAAAGGCUUGCAGGGUGAUUCAACGUAGCGCGAGAGUUGUAAUGAACAUAAAGGCGAAGGGCCCCUGUCGAAAGGGAAAUGCAGAAGAUCAUACAUAGAACCUGAAUUGAACGGUAUUCUUGUAGCUGAACUUGGAAUCACUUCGAUUUGAAAUCUAAGGGCCAGCGCUCGGCUGAGUAGAAUCGGGCAACCAAUGAGUGUGGAUGCAUAGCUCUCAACGCUAGUAAAUAUGUACUCGAAUGAAGGAACGUUUGAGAGCGACAGAAAGAAUUCAGGAGCGAUUAGGAGUGGAGGUGCUCCUGAGGCCCUGGUCAUCGACCACCGAAGCGACCGGAGGACACGGCUGGUGGACAGAGCGGAAAUUAUCUGGAAGUGGAGCAGAAGAGUUCGUCAAAAGUCUGGAGAAAGGCGUUUGCCGAGCGAUAGCCGCCUCGCAUGGCUGCAGCUGCACAUGGAGAUUUGUGACGUGGUGUAACUCCGUGUGAAUUAGAACUUUUUGUUGACUGCUUGAUUCUGAACCACCCAUGCUCGCUCUUGUACAACCUUGCGAACCGAGAUCCUCCGCGCCCCGUCCUCCCACUCGCAAGCCUUCGUCAUCGUCGACACCUGCUCACAGACAAGGUCCAGUGGCGCAACAAGCAGUGGCCCUACAGACCCCCGCGUCGUCGUCUCGUAGGGCACCUCAGCCGCCGAGACCGUCUGACUCUUCCAAGCCCGACGCACACCAAAUCACUUCGACGCCUAGAGAUGAAGAGCGGGCAGCCCCUGGGCCUGUCAUACAAGAGUCUGGCGCGUUCGAUGUGCACUCCUACCCGCCUCAAGAGCUGUUACGACUGCUUGCUUCGCUGCUAUCACAAAUAGCGGCGACGAAUGACAAGCUGGACGCGGUUUCGCCCCUUACACCACCUUCCACUACCCCAACCCGCACUACCCUUGCCACCGUCACAGCGACGGAUGCCCCCAUCUGGCGAACGUUGACAACAGCGUCACGAACUGCGAUCUCCACCCCUGCAUCCAUACUCACUUUCCACGCGCGUAAUAUCCCUACAAUCUCUCUCGAAGCCUAUCUCCUUCGCAUCCUCAAGUAUUGCCCGACCACAAACGAGGUCUUCUUGUCACUCUUGGUCUACUUUGACCGUAUGAGUAAACUCUCCUCGGAGGCAACGGGUCGCACGUUUGUGAUUGAUUCUUACAACAUACAUCGUCUCGUAAUUGCGGGGGUCACUGUUGCCUCAAAGUUCUUUAGCGAUGUGUUCUACACGAACUCGAGAUAUGCCAAGGUUGGCGGUCUACCCCAAGCAGAACUCAAUCAGCUUGAGCUACAGUUCCUCCUGCUGAAUGAUUUCCGGCUGGUGAUCCCCCGGGAUGAAAUGCAGCGUUACGCUGAGCAAUUGAUCGUUUUCUCCAAUUCUGGUGCCGUUCCAACACAUUUUCCGACACCAAACGGGGACCAUCAACCCCCCUCUCCUCCGCCGUCGUCGGCGAGCACCUCGUCAUCCGCAUCCCUCACCCCAACCCCUUCUGCGCCAUUCUCCGGCUCCAACGCACAAUCAUCCUUGGCCCCGAAUAAUACUCCGCCUGCUAGGCCCCAGCCGCAGCCCCGUUCGGCUUCGACCUCGUCAGCGUCUUCGUAUGACUCCGGUGCGGAUACAGAAACGGAAACUGAAGGCGGCUGGACGACGGAUGACGAGCCUACCAUACGGCCGACCCAUUCAAGUCGUGGCUCGGAUGCUGCCAGUCUGAGCUCAGCCGAUGAGACGGAUGCCGAAGACGGGACCGAAGACUCUUCCAGGAUGGAUAUCGAUGCUGAUGGUGAAAGGACACCCGAGCAUGCAAUUGGCCAGCGGACACCUGGCAUAGAGGUGCCCAACAGUCCGUGAGUCGGCAGUCUGUCCAGGGCUCGUGCGCGGUCGCUCGUGCUCUGGACAGACACGCACCUGGAUUCCGGCAUAGCAAGAUUAAUGCACAAGGCAUUGCAUUUUCAAUUCGAGUCUUCAUUUGCAUGUAGUUUUUAUCCUAUGGAACUAGAGUUUGUUUAGGCAGAUCACUCACAAUACAAUACCAUGUACGUCUACUAGUUGCUUCGAUUCCCCUUCGUUUCGUGUUCUUGGAAAAUGUUCGGAGGUUCGGCUCGCCGAGUUGCCGGUGCAAGGCGCGCCGUUGAUUCCGCCGAGCGGGGUAAUAUGUACGCGGGGUAAAAUGAUCGAUGUCAUGGACAAGCGAACUUCCUCUUCGUCGAAGAGUACAGACUUCGAAUGUCUGGGCCUGUGUGGAGCGAUCAUGCAGGUCGGCACACACCAGCGAGGCCCGGAUGUACGUAUGCGGUAUCGUUGCUCGUGGGUCCGGACGAGCCUAGUUGCGUCUGUCGCAACUCGGGAAAUAUCGGAAGAUUGCCGGGCCGGUACAAAUGUCUUCACGUGGAUCUACUAUAUUGCUUUUUAUAUCAUUCUGAGCAGCUUUUCUUCUUACGCCCACAACCUGCGACGCCCAGUGACAUUUCCCGCGAAAAGGCUCCCGAAGCGAUCCCCUGGCAGUUAACCCCACAUCUUACGCUUCUCUCACGCCCGACCAUAUCUUUCGCUGCACGCGACCCCGGGGCUUUCCAUCAGCUCUGUCCAAGACCUCAGGCCUUAUCCGACCCGAAUAUGAGCAUGUCUAUGGAGGACUUGUGCUCGUCCAUGUCUGGCAGCCAUGUUGGGCAGGAGGCCUUGGAUCUGGCGUCUUUGCAGCUGCAACUAGCGCAAAGUCUUUUUUGCCAAUCACUGGCGGCAUCUUCGCGGAGAGAUAGUUCUGUCAAACCCUGUAACACGCCUACUGGUCGAACGCCCUCGUCGAGCUUCAGCUGGGGUGGCCCUAUGAGCGUUGAAUCGGCGUGGCCCACUCACUCACCCCAGGCCUCGUCAUCAGUCAGAAGCGCUGAUGAUAUGCGAGACGAGAUGGACGAGGACGAGAGGAUGGUGGAAGAUCUGCUCAUCCCAAGCUCUCCCAUGUCCACGAAAGCGCACUUGUCCAGGAACCUGCCGCAUUCUCCGGUCUACAAUCCCAUUUCCGAAUCACCAUCCUCCGCAUCUCUUUUCGCAACGACCGAUCCAUUCUACCUGGCACAGCUCCAAGCGUCCCAGAACUACGGCACGGCUCCGGCAUCUGUGUUCAGCCAGGCCGGUUUUCCCUCCCAACAAUCACCGUUCAUGAUCCACUCCAAUUUUGCACGAAACGCC